Messenger RNA from Dibothriocephalus latus, 1350 nucleotides. The record is from the annotation of a GenBank genome assembly. Lineage: Eukaryota; Metazoa; Platyhelminthes; Cestoda; Diphyllobothriidea; Diphyllobothriidae.
AUGUCUCACUCUUUUAUUUAUUUUAUAACUCCCCAAGUCACCUUCAACGAUCAUUACAACCGGCAGAUCGUCAAGCGCUGUCUCGUCUUAAUUUGGCUCUUGGAUCAGUCAAAGGCGAAGCGGAUUGUUCGUUACAACCCCUGUCUCUUCAAAUCGAAGUCACCUAUAAAGAGCUCUGCUGAGAUCUUGUUGAAGUUCGCCAACCUAUGUCUCCAGGGUGAGGUGAACCUAGUGCGUGGUCUGUCAGCCAUCGGCGCGACCGUCUGCGUUUCACAAACUGCCCUUGAUGAGUAUGAUUUCACCGUAAAAAACCUUGCUGUCGAUUUGCGCGAUGGUCUACGUCUCGUGAAAUUAGCUGACUUGCUUCUCGAAGGAAAAGUGUCGACGGAGCAUGGUGGACUAAACGACUCUGGGUCAGUUUUAUCACAUGCUGGGAACUUGAUGAGUCUUGUCCGCUUCCCACCUAUUAGCCGCCUGCAGAAGAUUCAUAACGUCGGUCUUGCGAUUUCCGCCUUUGAAGCUGCCAGCGAAGGGAAGAAUCUCUUCACCGCUGCAGGUAAACCAAUAAGUGAGCGGGACAUUGUCGAUGGACACCGCUCAAAAACCCUCUCCCUCCUCUGGUGCAUUCUUCUGCGCUUCCAAGUCACUGCCCUCCUCGAUUUGCCUUCCUUGCGCUCGGAGAUCUAUCGUCUGGUUCGCAAGAGGGAUGAUGUUCAACUCACGCACGCAGUAGACGCUGUCUACAAGGCGGUCGGGAUGCCGGAGUCAGAACUUAACCAACGCCUCCUCUUUCUUUGGACAACGGCUGUCAUGCUGAGCUACGGCGUACAGGUGCGCCCCACAACUUUUGCUUUUGUCCGCACGCCAACCACACUGACGCCUGACCUGCAUCCGGACGUGCCGGCUGCGAUGCGCACACGGAACAAUCUCUACAAUCUACGCCUCUUCCACCGCAAGAUUGCGCAUUUAGGCGAUGUGCCCACCCUACUGAACGUCGGACCGGGCCUUUUUGCCGACACAGCCUACACAGCCUGUUUGACCUCUACGAAUCGUUCGGCGACAAGAGAAGCCAGUGUUGUUGCAGAAGACGUCCCCUCCACCCUUGGUAAGCGCUUCACACUUGAAAUCUACUCCGUAAAGUGCAUGUUUACGCUCCGCUUUUCGAAGGAGGGGGAUCCCCUAGGUAGUUUUCAAGGCGGGGUGGUGUGCAGUCCUUGGAACCCAUUAUUAAAGACAGCACCAACAUACAUAAUCACAUGCGUACCAAAACUCGUAAUUUUCGCACUCGUCUCCGAUUGUCAAGACAAGUCAGUCAAGUUUAUUAAUAGAAAUGUAGGCAAACUCCUUUGA